UCAAGCAUAGCCGCAUAGCCCGACUUAAUGCUGACCCAAGAGUGGUACAACAAAGAUGUGUGCCACCAGGGAUUUGAAAUUGUCGGUGAUGUCCGAUGGCCGUAAAGUACCAGUUGGCUACUCAGGCCAAUCAAUACCUUUCCGGAACGAAUCCUUCGAGGGCCUCAUCUUCUUCACCCACCGACCUCCCAAAGGGAGUAGUUCAUCAUGGGCUUUCCGAGAACGCCUCGAGGGAUAUGGUUCUCCAGAUUGGCUCUGGGAGGUUCAACUCCAUGGCCGUUUCUUGAAGCCAACUGGCAAGACGAUUUGGCUCAGGGGUGAGCUCCGAGACAGCCCAAUGCAACUCGGUUUGGUCUCCAGGGCCUUGUGUCGUGGAAUCCUAAAAUUUGCACGAAUGAUGGCACAACGACGCGGUGGUGAUAUUUGCUAUGCAUUUGGAGAUGAGGCUCACAAGAACCCAUCGAUCUCCUUGCCCGUAAUGCUGCUGGAUCGCAUAUUCGUCGCUGACCAGAGUCAUCCAUUGCCAGUGGGCGACCCGGAAGAACCAAAGGGUACCUGGCGCCUUGUGGAUGGCAAGUGGGUGCCUAUUGAACGCAGUUCAGUGACAUUUGACACAGAGACCUAUGUAACAGUGGUUUUGGCGACCAGCUACAUUGACUGGACAAAUUGGCAACUCUCUAGCAUUCCAGGUCUGGGCACGCUCUCGUUGGAAACCUUCUGGGGCGAGCAGGGCGCAUGGAUUGCACUUUGCGAAAUGGAGCCUGACGAAUCAGUCAAGGCCUACUUUCUGGAAGCGAAUUUGGAGCCUGUGAAGGGCUCCAGUUCUCCCAGACAAUCAACUGUCUACAAUGAAGAUGAAGCUGAGAGGGCACAAGAAGAGAUUGUUGUUGCCGGGGAAGAGCAAAGCAAGGCCGUGGGCCAACCAAGCAGCGAGGAAGAGGAAGAAGUAACUCGAAAGAGGACUGCCUAUGAUUCCUCAGACAUUGAUGAAGAGGAUCUUUCAGAAUGGGUGCCAACAGAGCGUGACUGGCUGCGACCUCCCACUGAAGGACUCAAUGGUGCCAACGGUCUCAAUUCUGAAGAAGUGGCUCGUGUCAAAAAGAUUGAGAUGGCAUUGGACGAACCAGAACCUGGAACUAUGAAAGGAUUGCGUCAUAGUCUCUCUGGCGACCUCCUUGCUUAUGAAGACGAGGAUAUGGAGCCACAGCCGGACAAGCUGCCUCGGCGAAUAUCUCGGCGAAGUGUCAUGACCCUGACAUUACCAUGGUAUUUGCGCACCAGUGCAGGGCAGCUUUGGUGGUGCAUCUCUGUCGAGGGGUGGCCUUUGUGCUGGCGAAGAGAUCAUCAAAUUAGCCGCCUUUGUGAGGCUGUCGAGCCAGGGAAGGCACAACUUCUGCGAUCCGGAACCAGUAUCCAGGACAUGGAGACGGCUCGUCGUCGAGCUACAGCCCUUCUGUGCAAGCUCGAUCCAGUACUUUUGGAUGAGUUUAUCCGCAUGGAUGUUGGUCUGACGAAGCUGUUGCCGUCCAUUGAUUCAGGCUGGAUCGGUGUUGUCGAAAGCGAAGGCCGCAUAGUGGAGAGGAAAGUGUCCUUGGGAGAGGCUCGCCCCAGUGAUGCUGUCCUUCGCACGGGUGCACAAUUGGUUUCAAAGAGUGCCGUCCUUCGAUCGGCUGCAGACGCGGCAGGACGAGGUUCCUAUCUAACGGAUUUGGGUUCAAUGGAGGAUAUGCCCCUUGCCCUUCGUUGGAAGAGCGACACUGGUAGUGGAUCUUGGAUGGAUAGGCCCCACGCCUAUUUUUCGGAGGAUUUCUUCGUUGAACUAAGUCGUGCCAAAGCUUGCAGGACAACGAUCGCCGAUGCACCUGCUGUGACGGUGCAAACACCGCAGCGGCAAUUUGUUUUCUUGAUGAGGUCUGCAGAAGAAGCCAACAGGUGGGCCUCCAUGCUCAAGGUGCAAACUCCAAGCCCAGCGACAGCAAUGCCAACUCCGUGGAAAGACAGGUUGCGCCGGUGGCCAAUCAACCGGUUGGUGUGCAAUGACUUUGAGCUUUUCCUGGACAACGAAGAUCAGGACCCCUUGGCUUUGUCAGCAAAGCUGCUUCGACUGGCUGUGAGUCUGCAGGGCUGCUCUCCUAAUGAAGUGGAACCCCUCAUCAGCUUGAGCUGCAAGCUGAAAUGCGUUGACCUCACUCCACUGGAACCACAGGACCUCUGGUGCUUUUGGGUGAACGUCUACCACAGCCUUCUGGUGCAGUCUCUUAUUGUUUGUGGCCGUCCUCGUAAUGUCAGGCACCUGAUCUCUUUUUACAACAACUGCUCAUACUUGGUGGGUGGCCAUAUCUUUUCCCUCGCCGAACUGGAACAUCUUGUGCUUCGAAGCCAGAUGGCAAAAGCCAGUGCACGUUUGAUGAAUUUGCUGGUCCAAGUUUGGCGGAGAGAUGAUAAGGAGUUCGAGGAGCGCCCGGCCCUCCGUGCGCCAUACAAUCCUAGCUCCAAUUUUCGAUGCCGGCCUGACUGGCGUCUCAACCUCGUCCUUUGCGCUGGGAAUUUGGCCAGCAGUUCGAGGCUACCAGUUUUUGACAAGAUGUCAGCAGCAGCCUUCGAUGCAAUGAUGAGCAAAACGAUGGAGCAUUUUCUUGGUGCUGCUGGACGACUUGAGAAAAAGCCCAUGCAGCUGCCAUAUGUUCUGUACCGUUUUCGGCAAGAUGCGCCUGGACCUCCCACAGAAGGGCAUGAACGACGUUGGGCAACAGCGUUGGCGCCCAUUCUUGGGGACGUAGACCGUAUCGCAUAUCGCAACUCCUACAAUUGGACGAUGCGAGAGCGACUAGACCUAAUGUGAAGCGAGACAAAA
Messenger RNA from Cladocopium goreaui, 2854 nucleotides. The record is from the annotation of a GenBank genome assembly. Lineage: Eukaryota; Dinophyceae; Suessiales; Symbiodiniaceae.